AAUAAAAUCAAUUUUGACAUUUUGAACAUAUGCUUGACAUUUAUGUUUACGUCGCGAUUGUAAGGCGCUAAAAUUUUUGAUUUACGUUUAAUUGAAAAAUAAAUAUAUUAAAGACAGUUGUUAUGAACUAAAUAAACUAGAACGAAAACGAUGGAAGAAGAAAAACUUAUCCGAAAGAAGAAAAAAGCACUAAAUGGAAGUAACAGGAGGGCUUUAGCUGAAGCCUGUAAUGAUUUAGCGACUUAUUAUUACAAAAAUAACCGCUACGACGAUGCUUUGGAAGAGUAUAAAAGCGAGGCAUCAAUUUGUAAAGAGUUGGGCCUCCGAAUGGAAUGGGGCACUUGCAACAGGAUGAUUGGCGAGAUGUACAUGCUCCUAGCAGAGUUUGAUAAGGCUUUGAAGUUCGAAGAACGACAUUUGUCUGUAGCCAAGGAAUUUAAGAAUUUAGUUGAAGAGCAAAGAGCCAUGGCCACAUUGGGUAGGAUAUAUUUGCUGCAAGGUCAAAGCACCUGUGAUGAGGAAGAAGCUAAAAUAUCUCUCAAAGCUGCUGAAAAAGCAUUCAUGAAAAGCCUUGUGUUGUGUGAAAACUUAAGUGGCAAAGUUACAAAACAUGAACUGAUGGAUAUGAGAGCCCGACUCCUAUUAAACAUUGGUGUUGUUCAAGAACACUUAGGGUCCUUAGACAAGGCAAUAGAAUGUAUCCACAAAUCCAUCACAAUAUGCAGCAGUCAAGAUUUGUAUGAGGUUUUACAUAACUGCUACACUACGGAAGCUUUGUUGCAUAGUAAUAAGAAGAAAGAUUAUGCCAAGGCUCUGAGUUGCUUGAACAAAGCCCUUGAAGUUGCCAGCAGGCUUGAAGACAAGGUUCUCAAAACAUGUGAAACAUUAUCUUCAAAGGCGGAAAUAUUGUGCAAAAUGUCAGAUUAUCAAAGUGCUAAACAGGUGUUGUUAAAGGCUUGGAAAUUGAAAACUCCUGAUGAGGAUGAGAGGGUUAACAUUGAGACUAAUCUGAGAGUUGUGGCCGCUAUGUGUUACACAGAAGAUCUUCUAGUAUCAACUGUUCCCUCAGACCAUAUUACCUUCAAGAAGCUGUAUGAAAAGCUAGGAGAUGGUGCAUGCCACCUCAAGAACUAUGCGGGCGCAGCAGAAUACUAUCUUAAAAUGCUGGAUCAUGCAGUGUUAGCCGGAGAUUGUGGAAAAACACUUAUUCCUAUUUAUGUCAGUUUAUAUCAAACAUACAAAGACAUGGGAUCUUACAAUGAAGCCCUUAUGUACUAUGAGAAGGAAUAUGAAUUGAUUAAGGAUGUGCCUAAAGAGUCUUUUACCACAUUGUACAAUAUUGCGGAGACCUUAUUCCUGGCCAAGAAACCUUAUGACCAGGUUGAGAAGGCUUGCUUGGAAGCCAGGAAUGCUGCGCGUGAAUGGAAUAAAAAAAAAUAUGAAAUAAGGGCGCUAAAAAGUCUCCUCAAAUACCAAGAAGAAUAUUUUGAAACUGAAAAAGUUGAAGACACUAAGGCCGAGCUUAGAGCUUUGGGUUACAACAAUUUUGAUAGUCUAGAAAAUUCUGAUGAUGAACAAAGCUCGGCAGGGGGUGGUGAUGAUGAUACCACGCAUAUUGGUGAUGAUAUUUGCUUGGAUGAUCUUACAGAUGUAUCUGACACAAAUGAAGAAGAUGUCACAGAAACUAAACGUGAAACUAGAAAACGUGGCAAAGGAUACUCUAUCAAGAAGAAUAUGAAGGGAGAAACACAGCUGCAUGUGGCAUGUAUAUCAGGAAACAAACUACUAGUAGACAGAUUGAUAGCUAAAGGUCAUCCAGUAAAUAUAAGGGAUAAUGCGGGCUGGCUACCGUUACACGAGGCUUGUAUCCAUGGUCACAUUGAAAUCGCUAAUAUAUUGAUCAACAACGGAGCUAAUGUUAAUGAUAGAGGAGGAGCUAAUUGUGAUGGUAUAACACCCCUCUACGAUGCUGCUAGUAAUGGCCAUUUACAAGUUGUACAAUUACUAAUAGAUAAAGGUGCUAUACCAUCAUUAAAAACUGAUUUCGGUGAAACACCCUUACAUGUUUUACAAAAAUGGCGAGCCGGUACAAUACUCACUAAAGACGAAGAAACACUUUACAAUAACAUAUGCAAUAAGAUACAUAGUCACAUCGACAAGACUAAUGCCGAUAUAGUAUUGAAUAGAUCGAAAUCCAAAACUCCAAUUAAGGAACCAAAAGAAGUGACGCCGCCUAGUACUUCAAAAAGUAUCAAUCGAAUUAAGGAAUUAGAUUCACCAGCUCUGAGAAGGAGGAAUAUUAUUGACGAUGACAGCGAUGAAGAGAUAAAUCUAUCACAGAAUGUCAGAAGGGAAAUCGCCUUUCCAUCCGACGAUUCCGAUUCAGACGAUGCUAAAAUAAUUAAAAGUAAAAAUGACAUAUCUGGAGUAUUGGAGUACAGAAGUGCAAUAUCGGCAUUAAGAAAUAGAGUUACAGAUGAUCUUCCCGAAGUGAAUGUAAAGAACACUAAACCGAAACCAGCUUUGUUAAACCCAGAAGAAGUAGACGAUGAUUGGCUUGAAGAUGACAUGGGAAUCAACAAAACGAAGAAGAGAAAACUAACUGACCCUCUAACAGUUGUUGCAAAGAAACCUUCGUACGAGAGUAUCAAAGACUCGAUUGACAGUAUAAACAAGAUGACAGAACCACUCGUUGAUAGUAAUAGAUUGAAGCAAAAGAAAUCCCGCAUAAGUGACAUUAUAGACGUGAGCGAGAAUAGUUCAGAUUCAGAUAACUUCCAGAAAAAUGAAAACGUGUGUCCGAAAAUAAGCCCAUCUGAAUCCAUGAGGAACAUAACUAGGGAACUUAACGACUCCAAAAAUAAAGACAGCAGAGAAAAUAUGAAACGAAGAUGGAAACGACAAAGCACCUUAUUAAAGGCCGGAUUUCGUAGAAAAAGAGACGAUUUCGAUCAAUCAAGUAAUAGUGGGAGUGACAAUGAAUUCACAAGGAUCCCUUCUAAAAGAUCAACUCCCACAGGAACUUUCUCCCGACAUGGGUCAGGAGAGAAUUUCAACAAUUACAAUGAAGGAUUUAAUAUAGUCCAAAACAUAAACCCUAAUAUAGUCCAGCCUAUGAAUGUGAUACAGCCUAUAAAAAUAAUGCAAUCAAAUAAAAAUGGAAGACCAGUACAGACACAAAUACUGCCGCCCGCGGCUGUUAAAGUUCACAUCGAGGACAAAACAUUACUUAUUUCUUUGAAAUUGGACGCAAUAAAUAGAUUGACAAUCAGCUGGCUGGUUGAAGAAGUUAAAAGUCGAUAUUAUAAAUUAACAGGUGUAAGACCAGUGUUUAGUCUGAUGACGCUAGAUGGUGCGAUAUUGUCGGAGGAGGAUCCUUUGAGCCUAGUGCUCUCAUCUCCUGAGUUGAAGACUUGUAUCACCAAUUGGAAAGCGUCGCCAGCUGAGGAACGAUAUUUGGAGUGUUGCGAGGCUUUGGGAGUAUCACCAUCUGAGGAAAUCCAACAAGCUGUGGGGCGGAGUCAUACCACCCGCAGACUGGCGCUAGGAGCGAAAACACUACCACCAUCACAAAUGAGACCUUUAUUCCGAGCACUCACGCACCAAUCUCACAUCACUGCGAUCAUGAUAUCAGACAACAACCUAGGAGAUGCUGGCCUCAAACAUUUGACCGAAUGUUUGUGUACAUUAAAACACUUGACGCAUCUAGAUGUUAGCCGAAACAACGUCAGUGGCGAAGGCAUCAAAACGUUCGCGAAUAUGUUUGAAAAAUCUACAAGGCCAGUGUGCCAAACGCUUGAAGAGUUGGAUUUGAGUGCGAAUCCGAUAUCGGAUGACGGUUUUCGAAGUGUUGUGAAAAUAUGUCAAUAUGUGAGAUUAAGAGUGUUGAAGCUAAAUAAUUGCAAUAUAACUAGUAAUGCAAUGUGUAAUAGUGCUAUAAAUCAAUCAAACAAAAUGAAUUUAGAUAACAUAGAAUCUGUAGAUAUAAGUAAUAAUGAUUUGAAGCAACCAUUGGCUUGUUGUUUGCUGACGUCGUUGAAUCCAAAUGUAUUGGUUGAUUUGGAGAUGGAUAAUACAGGAGUGAUGGCCAAUAUUGUGGGCACUAUUGCGAGUUUCAUGGACACCGCGAAAGAAUUGAAGAUCAGGCGAUUCGGCUUGUCAAAUUGUAAUUUGGCAGAUGGACAGUUUAUGAGGAUAUUCAGGAGUCUAGGCCGCGCGAAGCACUUACAAACAAUAACACUGAAAAACAACGCGCUAACUUUCAUCACAUUAAAGAAAUUGCUCCAAAGGCAGCCACCAGUACCACAAAUAAACCUAGAAGGGUGUCAGGACAUAUUCAAAUAUUCUCCAGACUCAGAUUUCCAUGUUUGGCUACCGGCCAUCGACUUCGGAAGGUGUAUACCAGAGAUCAAUGUGACUCCUGUAUCCAAAAGUGAUGCAGAGAGAGAAAGUUACAAGUCAUUCUCGAAGACUUGGUUGAACUGCUUUAAAGGCAGAGGUAUUAUAGAACAUUGUGAUGGUGGUGUAAUUAAGUUUACUGCUCGGUGAAAUUGCUUGAGUUGUCAAUGCCUGGAGACUUAUAUACUCACUAAUAUUCCAUUAUUAUAAAAGAGAGAAUAGGGUAGUUGAGACAUGUUCUGACACAGUAUUGAUGGAAAAAAAUAUCCCAAAAUGUUACUUCAUUUUGGUAAUUUUUAGCUGAUGAGAUCAUAUUUUUUAUUUUACAUACAUUUAAUACAGUUUAAACUUAACAAUAAAUAGCAAAGAUUUAGAUUCGCGUCAUAUUUUAAUUCUUUGCAAUUUUUUUAUAUCCAACCAAAUGUUAUUUACACUGAAUUAUUUGCAAAUUCUUCAACCCACCACACUAUGUUAAGUUAACUAUUUAAUCAUAAAUGAUUUGAACAGAGAUUGUCUUAGUAUAAGAGUAAUGUACUGUACAUAGUUGUAUCAUCUUAAAAAAUACGGUCAAAUGGGGUGAAUAGGGAUGAAACUGCUCACCUGAUUAAGAAACAGAUAUAUCAAACAAACUGUUAUAGCUUGUUUAAUGUUUAUCGCCAACAUUAUAGAAAUAUUUAUUAAUAAUUAUGAUGUGUGGAUUCGCAGAAUUCAAUUUGGUUGUACUUACAACUACAAAGUACCUGUUCCAUCCCUAUUAACCCCAAUUGAUGGUUUAUUGCAUUUAGUGCCUUAUUGACAUUAAGUGGCCUUAAUAUUUAAAGAAAUUAGUUCCAGUGAUAUCAACAUAUUGUGUCUCAAUGACUGCUAAACUACAUAUAUAAUGGUCAUUUAAUUUUUUAUGUAUACUCUGACUAAUGAAUCAUAACAAUUAAGCGAAAAGGUGUCUUCAAAAUCUAAAGUGAAGUCGAUAAUAGUAAUUGGAACUAAUAUUUUGUUAACCUCCUAACAAUUAAAAGACUGAGUCUACACUGGCAAUUGAUACAGAUAUUAUUAUAAUGCACAAACAUACGACUUUAUUUCCAAUGUUUUUCAAUAAAUUCGGUAAUUUAACCUUUUAUCCUAAUAAGGAUGAGUUGAUAUAUAUUUUUUUAAAUGCUCGCUCUCCGCCCUUUACGGUUUGUAUUUUACGCCCGUUUUCAAUAAACGAUCUCAAUCUUUAUCUUUGAUCCCAUCCCGAGAAUACAUCAAUCACAAUAAGUCAUCGCGUAAACGGUUGCGACAUCGGAAUUGUCAGUUUUGACAACUGUCCUUGGACCUUAUGCGUCGGCGCGUAAAAAUGCGCGAUUCUCAACAUUAUAGACGAUAUGUGUCAUAAACAAUGUAAUAAAUCAUGGAUUCUGUGAACGGUGUUAUAUUCAUAAAAAGAUUUUAAAUAUGGGUACAUCCAUUAUAAAAAGUUUAAAUUACGAUUUCAGUUUGUUAGCAUGUCAAAACACUUCAUUCUGAUUGGUAAAUUUUCGCGAUGGAUCAAUAAAAGCGAUUGGGAUCGGUUAUUGAAAUUGGCGGAUAGAUGAUAACCGUACAAAACGGAACAUAGCAUGUUUAGUUGCAUUGCCCGUUCUCGUUGGAAAAUAUUAGAUUUAUACCUGUCGAUAUGAGUAUUUGCAGGACUAUUGUUAAUUUAUUUAAUUAUUUAAUUAAUAAGAUACAUAGUGGCUCACCGACCCGUACCUAUCCUACUAUUGUUUAUUGUGGUCUAAAUUGACUCCCGUCCCCCAAAAAUUGUGAGCAGUUGGGAGAAGUACUUGCCCAUCCGUGGGACUUUAUAGGCUAGCUAAAUUUGUAAGAUAUGUCUAAUAUAAAUCUAGUAGAAUAUUUGACUAUCAGAAUAUUAUUGUUGCUUGAACAAGUAUGAAAUUUGUGUAUGUAGAUUUUUAGGUGUUGUACAUAUCACGCAGAAUUAAAACAUUUUUUCUAAAUA
Molecule: messenger RNA, 6379 nt
Organism: Manduca sexta (tobacco hornworm)
Lineage: Eukaryota; Metazoa; Arthropoda; Insecta; Lepidoptera; Sphingidae
Product: tonsoku-like protein
Exons: 14
Coding region: 151-4548 (1465 amino acids)
Molecular function (GO): protein binding
Source: RefSeq, a predicted model, not a curated record